Molecule: messenger RNA, 828 nt
Organism: Colletotrichum fioriniae
Lineage: Eukaryota; Fungi; Ascomycota; Sordariomycetes; Glomerellales; Glomerellaceae
Source: RefSeq, a predicted model, not a curated record
AUGGCUUUCGACCUCGAAGAGGCAAAGACUCACCUCAGAGAACACGGAUGGGUUCGUGUCCCGUCGGUUCUCACAGCGGAAGAGGCUGCCGGCGUACUCGACCGGCUAUGGAAGGCCAAAGAAGCGGCUGAAGCUCGUGGCGAGGACACAUACCUGUCGUUCCUGGAUCCCAACCCCAGCAACGUGCGGGUAUUCUACUUGCUAGAGCUCGACAAGAUCUUCCGAGAGCUUGUAUCGCACUCGACUGCCAUCUCCAUGGUCAAGGCUGUGCUGGGAGAGAACUUCCUCAUUAGCAACUUCACUGCGAACAUUGCCCGGCCCGGAUCCCAGAGUAUGGCCCUGCAUUCGGACCAGAGUAUCGUCUUUCCCGAUCCGUGGCAGAACGUCUGGGCGCUCAACGUCAUCUGGUGCCUGACGGAUGUCAAUAAAGAGAACGGUGCAACGCAGUAUAUCCCUGGGUCGAACAAGUGGGUGUAUCGCAAAGAGGUGCCUGAGAACGCGCCCGAGAUGCUGGUUCCUUUUGAAGCCAAAGUUGGCGACAUCAUUGUCAUGGAUGGUCGCGUGUGGCACACUUCUGGCAGCAACGUCACCGAGGACCAGGAUCGCGCACUUCUGUUUGGCUAUUACACUGCACCAUUUAUGCGCCAGCAGGUGAAUUGGACUGCUAAGCUCCCCAAGGAAGUUCAGGACACCUGCAGCGAGGAGCUGAAGGAGUGGCUUGGCCUCAAUCCGGUAGGAAAUAUUGGCAUGACGGGCGAUCUGAGGUACAUGUCGGUGCAGUACCCUGACGACAAGAAGAAGGCACGUGAGACAGUUGCGACAGGUUGA